Molecule: messenger RNA, 453 nt
Organism: Trypanosoma cruzi
Lineage: Eukaryota; Euglenozoa; Kinetoplastea; Trypanosomatida; Trypanosomatidae
Exons: 1
Coding region: 1-453 (150 amino acids)
Source: RefSeq, a predicted model, not a curated record
AUGCAUGGCAGGAAUGGUGAGCUGGGUGCUGUGUGCCAUGUGGCCAAUGCGGUGCACACAUGUAGCAACUGUGCUGCCAGCUGUGCAACGGAAGAGGAAGGGGCCACCGUUGCUUUCACGAUGAAUGGGACGAUACAUAAAUACGCCGGCCCUUAUGAAUUGUGGUGGCGCCAAUUUUCCCCCGACGGAACCAUCCAUCCGCCUGCACGGAGCAGCGAUGCUGACCAGACGGUCAUCUGUCAGUUGCCGCCGCCCGUGAAGGGAAGGAUGACACAAAAUCUGGUGGGACAACUGCGCCGCAAGUUAAUGCUGAGCCGUCACGUCAGAACGAGGAUUGGCGACAGUCUGCGGCGGCUGACGGACCGAACACCGUCGAUCCGAGUCCCGCAUUCAACACGGCGACCAACACGUCCGAGACGAGGCCUGAGUUUGCCAGCAAUCCGAACGAAAUGA